Trifolium pratense (red clover) is the source of this 776-nucleotide messenger RNA. Its product is annotated as E2F-associated phosphoprotein. Gene Ontology annotation, cellular component: nucleus. The transcript is spliced from 3 exons. The record is from RefSeq and is a predicted model, not a curated record. NCBI's taxonomy places the organism in Eukaryota, Viridiplantae, Streptophyta, Magnoliopsida, Fabales, Fabaceae. Gene Ontology annotation, biological process: positive regulation of cell population proliferation. Bases 94 to 573 code for a protein of 159 amino acids.
CAAUUAUUUUUUGGUGUAAGGUUCAAUUUUUUAUACUCUCUCUCUCUCUCUUUAGUGUAGAGGUUAGAGAGAGAAAGCUUGCGAGAGAGAAAGAUGGAAGAAGGAGAUGCGGCCAAAUCACCCACCAAUUCACAACAAACUGUUUCUGAUGAUGAGGAGAUUGACUAUUCAACCAAACCGGAGUUUUAUGAUCCUGAACUUGAUGAUAAGGAUGAAAAAUGGAUUCAUAAAAAAAGACAUGGAAGUGACUCUGAUGCGGUUCUUUGCUGCCCUGCUUGCUUCACCACGCUCUGCCUAGAAUGUCAAAGGCAUGAGAAAUAUUUGACCCAGUAUAGAGCAAUAUUUGUUACAAACUGCAAGAUUGAGGAUAAACAAGUUCCGAUGCAAAGUAGCUCAAAAUCAAGAUCAAGAAAAAGAAAUAGAAGGAACGAAGAAUUUGACGGGAGUGAUGCAAUUUCAACUAGUAAUGAAACAUUAAAGCAAGUCUGUUGCGCUGUUUGUUCGACAGAGGUAGGUGUCUUUGAUGAAGAUGAGGUUUAUCAUUUCUUCAAUGUUCUCCCUAGUGAAUCCUGACUCAUUCAAAUGUAUCUGCUAAGCAUUGGUUAAAUUUUGUUACUCAAUCAUUCUGUUGGAAUGUGAGAUUCCCUACCUUGUAAAAUUUACAUUCAGAAAUAGUUGAAUAGUUGUUGUAAUGUCUUUGUUUAGAUCAAAGAGAACACAAUUCCACCACAAUGAAGACUUUUUCAGGAGAAAUUCUAAUUGAGUAAAUUUCAUAA